Triticum aestivum (bread wheat) is the source of this 2930-nucleotide messenger RNA. RefSeq names its product receptor-like serine/threonine-protein kinase SD1-8. Lineage: Eukaryota; Viridiplantae; Streptophyta; Magnoliopsida; Poales; Poaceae. The coding region runs from base 147 to 2660 and encodes 837 amino acids. Gene Ontology annotation, cellular component: plasma membrane. The record is from RefSeq and is a predicted model, not a curated record. Gene Ontology annotation, molecular function: protein serine/threonine kinase activity; ATP binding. The transcript is spliced from 8 exons. Gene Ontology annotation, biological process: recognition of pollen; protein phosphorylation.
GGUUUGCAGUGAGCAGCCACUCUCCACUCCACGACGACAUGCAGUAAUCCUCCACCAACACCCUAUCCUGCAGCUACCGUCCAGAGCGCCAGCGCGCGUGACACAAUCCACACUGACGUGGUGGCACCGCUCCUUCAGAUCGAGCCAUGGCGUCGUUUGCUUGUUACGUCCUCCUCCCCCUCGUCCUCGCGUCCACGGCAUGCCAUGCCAGGGACGCCGUCACGCCGGGCCGCCCGCUCGCCGCGAACCAGACGUUGCUCUCGGUCCCCGACGGCAAGUUCGUGCUCGGCUUCUUCACGCCGCCGGGCGCCAACAACACCUACGUCGGCGUCUGGUACGGCAAGGUCUCCAUCCGCACGGUGGUCUGGGUCGCCAACCGCGAGCACCCCAUCCCCGGCGGCGUCGCGGACAACCACGGCGCCACGCUCUCCGUGUCCGCCACCGGCACGCUCGCCAUUGCCACGGGCAACUCGACCGUCGUGUGGUCGGUCAAGCCGGCGGCCGCGGUGGCGAGCCCCGCGGCGCGGAUCCUGGACAGCGGCAAUCUGGUGCUCGUGGACGCGGGCGGCGGCGUGGCGUGGGAGGGGUUCGACUACCCGACCGACACGCUGCUCCCGGACAUGAAGCUGGGGGUCGACUUCGUGAAGGGGCGGAACCGGACGCUGACGGCGUGGAAGAGCCCGUCGGACCCCUCGCCGGGCCCCGUGGUCAUGGCGAUGGUCACGUCCGGCGACCCCCAGGUGUUCAUCUGGAACGGCGACGACCUGGUCUGGCGCUCCGGCCCCUGGGACGGCGUCCAGUUCACCGGCGUGCCGGACACCGUCACCUACUCCGACUUCACCUUCAGCUUCAUCAACAACGCCCAGGAGGUCACGUACAGCUUCCACGUGCACAAAGAGUCGACCAUAUCGAAGCUGGGGCUGAACACCACGGGGAACAACGGGGUGCUGCAGCGGUCGACGUGGGUGGAGGCGGCCGGGACGUGGAACCUCUACUGGUACGCGCCCAAGGACCAGUGCGACGCGGUGUCGCCGUGCGGGCCCAACGGCGUGUGCGACACCAACAACAUGCCCGUCUGCUCCUGCCUGCGCGGCUUCGUCCCCAGGUCGCCGGCGGCAUGGGCGCUGCGGGACGGCCGGGACGGCUGCGUGCGGGCGACGCCGCUUGACUGCCGGAACGGCACCGACGGGUUCGUCACGCUGAGGCACGCCAAGGUGCCGGACACGGUGCGGAGCGUGGUGGACAUGAGCCUCAGCCUGGAGCAAUGCCGGCAGGCGUGCCUCCGGAACUGCUCCUGCACCGCCUACGCCAGCGGCAACGUCAGCGCCGACCGCCGCGCCGACGGCUCCGGCUGCGUCAUGUGGAGCUCGGGGCUCACCGACCUGCGCGUCUACCCGGACUUCGGCCAGGAACUCUUCGUCCGCCUCGCCGCCGCCGAUCUCGGUAUAACAAGUAAAUCCAAGAAGAAACACGUGAUAAUCGCAGUCGUCGCCUGCAUCUCCGCGCUGGCAUUCCUUUUAGCGCUCGCUGGUGUUUUCUUCUGGACAAGAGGGAAGAAGAAGGCAAGAAAAACAGGAUCUAGUAAAUGGAGCGGCGGUUCACGCAGCACUCCCCGCCAGUAUGAUGGAAGUAGUCACAAUGAUGACUUGGAACUGCCGAUAUUUGAUCUGGGGACAAUCGCAGCUGCCACUGAUGGUUUCUCCAUCGAUAACAAACUCGGCGAGGGUGGCUUUGGACCGGUGUAUAAGGGUAAGCUUGAGGAUGGACAGGAAAUAGCUGUCAAGACACUCUCAAAAACAUCCGUACAGGGUCUCGAUGAGUUCAAGAAUGAGGUUAUGUUAAUAGCUAAACUCCAGCACCGGAACCUUGUCCGGCUUCUUGGCUAUAGCAUUAGUGGACAAGAAAGGCUACUUAUCUAUGAAUAUAUGGAAAAUAAGAGCCUGGAUUACUUCCUAUUUGCAGAAAAAUCCAACAGUAUCCAACUUGAUUGGCAAGUGCGAUACUCUAUCAUAGAAGGCAUUGCUCGAGGAUUACUGUAUCUCCACCAGGACUCAAGAUACAGAAUCAUCCAUAGAGACAUGAAGGCAAGUAAUGUUCUUCUAGACAAGGAGAUGACUCCCAAAAUUUCUGACUUUGGCAUGGCAAGAAUGUUUGGCAGUGAAGAGACAGAAAUCAAUACGUGUAAAGUCGUUGGCACAUAUGGCUACAUGGCUCCAGAGUAUGCAAUGGAUGGAGUCUUCUCAGUCAAAUCAGAUGUAUUUAGUUUUGGAGUAUUACUGCUGGAAAUAAUAAGUGGUAGAAGAAACAGAGGGGUGUAUUCCUACUCAAAUCACCUAAAUCUUCUAGGACAUGCAUGGAGCUUAUGGAACGAAGGGAAAGGCGUAGAAUUAGCAGAUGAAACCAUGAAUGGCUCGUUCAACUCAGAUCAAGUACUCAAAUGCACCAGAGUGGGGCUCCUGUGUGUGCAAGAGAACCCAGAUGAUCGUCCAUUGAUGUCCCAAGUGCUUAUGAUGUUAGCUGCUACAGAUACUGCCACAUUGCCAACUCCUAAGCAGCCUGGUUUUGCAGCUAGAAGAAUUCAAAUGGAAACAGAGACGUCAUCAAGUAAACCAGACAGCAGCAUAUUCAACAGUGCGACCGUUACCAUUGAAGGUCGAUAGGAAGCUAGGCUGCUUAUUGAACUUACCGGGGGUUCUGUAUUAUAGAAUGAAAUUAGUACAUUACUAUUUUCUUUAUCACUUGCACAUCUGAGCAAAAGGGACUAGUGCUAUUUUGAAUAAUAGCACAUACUAGAAUGAAGAUUGCUUCAGCUCAGCAGAAAUUUUAGAUUGUGGUGGUCAUUGUUGACAAGUAACAACAGAAACUAGGAAGGUUCUGUUAUCUGGUAAUAUUUUGAAGUCACAAAUCAGAAUGAAGGUUACGUCCGCUCA